AUGUUGAACAACCUCGCUGGCACAAUUUCUCCUGCAGAGAAGGCUGCCUAUCUGCGCACGCUCCCGGCGAUUCGAGAGCGAUGUAGCAGGGUCCACGAGUUGGCGAAGCAGGGAAAGCUUCAGUACUUUGACUACCACCAGGAGAAGGAGGCCGCUGCUGUCGAGCUAUGCAUCAAGAUUAUGAAGAGCAAGUACGGUGAAGGGGACCAAGUUAAAGUCGAACGGAUUCCCCCUCAUGGGAGAUGGAGACAUCUAGACUUUGGCCACCCUCGUGUUGAACAACUACUCCAGACCUGGAAGGAAGGAAACACUGUCGACGCCAAGGAACGAGCGCGACGAGCCAUUGACCUCUUUGUCGUCUCUGUCCUCCUUGAUGCAGGCGCAGGAAACGUUUGGAAAUACGAAGAGAAGGAGACAGGCGAGACUUAUGUGCGUAGCGAGGGUCUGGGCGUUGCAAGCUUCAGGAUGUUCGAGGCGGGAGCGUUCUCCAGCGAUCCAAACCAGCCGUUCCAGGCAGAUGCGGAGGGACUCAUUCGGCUAACACCCCAAACUGUUGGAAGCUUGAUGCAGGUCUCGGACCAAAACCCUAUGGUCGGAGUGGAAGGUCGUGCCAAUCUACUGUCGAGCCUCGGCCAAGCUCUCAAAUCCAAUCCCAAGUACUUUGGAAAGGAUGGUCGGGUCGGGAACAUUGUCGACUUCCUUUCCCCUGAAACUCGGACGGACGAAUCGGGAGCCGUGCAUCUCCCUCUGGCUGCCCUAUGGGAGGUAAUGAUUGACGGUCUCUCCUCCAUCUGGCCCUCCCGCCAUUCCCUAGGCGAUGUCGCUUUGGGUGACGUUUGGCCAUGUCCUGCUCUGGUCGCUGGCAAAGAUGGUUCUGCUGACGAAGGCGACGAUCUAGUCCCCUUCCACAAGCUCACUCAAUGGUUAACGUACAGCCUCAUUGAGGUAUUCGAGAAGGUUUUGCAAUGGAAGGUUGCGGGGAUGGAGGAUAUGACUGGCCUCCCCGAGUACCGCAACGGAGGUCUUCUAAUCGACCUUGGAGUCCUCUCGCUCAAGCCCGGUGCACUCCCCACAGACGAAAAGUCAGGUUUGCCCUACGCCGAACCCUCCCACCCCGCCAUCGUCGAAUGGCGCGCCAUGACUGUCAUUGAGCUGGACCGAAUUGCUGAAGGGAUUCGCAAGGCUUUGAACUUGACAGCUGACCAGCUCACCCUCGCUCAGAUUCUGGAGAGUGCUACUUGGUCUGGUGGACGGCAUAUAGCCAAAGAGAAACGCCCCGCAACCGGUGGACCUCCCAUCGAAAUCCAAAGCGACGGGACUGUGUUCUAGGCAUACUUAUACACUCCACGCUCUGUAUCUUGACCUUUGAUGGCGAAUGGUAUCGAUUAUUAGU
Molecule: messenger RNA, 1393 nt
Organism: Coprinopsis cinerea okayama7#130
Lineage: Eukaryota; Fungi; Basidiomycota; Agaricomycetes; Agaricales; Psathyrellaceae
Product: urg3
Exons: 7
Coding region: 1-1329 (442 amino acids)
Source: RefSeq, a predicted model, not a curated record